Molecule: messenger RNA, 2017 nt
Organism: Chlamydomonas reinhardtii
Lineage: Eukaryota; Viridiplantae; Chlorophyta; Chlorophyceae; Chlamydomonadales; Chlamydomonadaceae
Exons: 19
Coding region: 90-1970 (626 amino acids)
Biological process (GO): protein phosphorylation
Molecular function (GO): ATP binding; protein kinase activity
Source: RefSeq, a predicted model, not a curated record
GUUAUAUGCUGGGUAUCUCGCGCUAUUACAGCGCACACUGUGCACAUAGUUUAGGCAUCGCUCAUCGGUUUUUUUUAGCGCCUGGAACCAUGCCCGCUCUGGGCUUUAGCGCCCAGCAGAAUGCGCUAGAUGCAACGCGCAAAGCAGCGCCCUCGCCGGUGGCAGCGCCGCGACGUGGCAUCGUUCGGGUUGCCGCAGGCACCAGGAACCGGGGCCUGCCCACGCUGCCCAAAAUGCCCAAUAUGACACGGCUUGAGGAUAUCAAGGAGCUGAAGGACCUGGGCAUUAACAGCAGCGAGCUCUCGGACCUCGAGCUUCGCGACGUGCGGUCGGUGUCGUACGUGUCUCGCCGCCGCCUGGACGCGGCGGACUUCGACCCGGAUGAGGUGGACGAGGACGGCCUGCCUCUGGUGUACAACGAGGAGCGUAUUGCGGGCUACUGGGGCGGGCGGCCCGGGGAGCUGGCGGGCAGGUGGACCAAGUUCGCGGCGGUGUCGGCCCCCUGGCUGACCAAGCUGGCCAACGCCGUCAUCAGCGGCCGACUGGACCGCGACCGGGCGGCACUGGCGCGUGACGCGGUUGACAACUUUGAGAAGCUGGGGCCCACCUUCAUCAAGCUGGGCCAGAUCCUCAGCAUCAGGCCGGACGUGCUGCCUCCCGACGUGCUCAAGGAGCUGUCCAAGCUGCAAGACCGCAUCGAGCCCUUCCCCACAGACCAGGCCCGCGCGGUGCUGGAGAAGGAGCUGGGUGCCCCCGUGGAUGAGAUCUUCUCCGAGUUCAGCGAGAAGCCCAUCGCGGCCGCGUCGCUGGCACAGGUGUACCGCGCCCGCAUCCGGGCCACGGGUCAGGAGGUGGCGGUCAAGGUGCAGCGGCCGCAGGCGCUGGGGACCAUCAGCAAGGACUUGUACGUGAUGCGGCGUGCUGUGGGUGUGUACGAGAAGCUGGUCAAGCGGUUCACGGCACAGACCACGGACUACCAGCGCCUGCUGUCCACCUUUGCGGAGGGGCUGUACACGGAGAUGGACUUUCGCAACGAGGCGCUCAACGCCUCACGCAUGGCGCAGCUGCUGGACGAGAGUGAGUUCGCCUCCAACGAGGUCAUCAUCCCCGCGCCCGUCAUGGAGCUCACCACACGGCGUGUCCUCACCAUGGAGUGGGUGACGGGCGUCAAACUCACCACGUUGCAACCCGAGGAGAUCCGCGGCCUGGUCAAGGUGGGCCAGGAGGCCUUCCUGACUCAGCUACUGGAGAUUGGGUUCUUCCACGGUGACCCCCACCCCGGCAACCUGCUCAAGGUGACGGAGGGCCCCCACGCGGGUAAGCUGGCGCUGCUGGACUUUGGGCUGGUGGCGGAGAUCCCAGCCGAGGACCGCCAGGUGCUGUCGCCCUACCUCCGCGGCGGCGGCGCAGCUGCCUUCAACUUCCAGGCCCUCAGCCAGGACCUGCUGAGUGCCACCCUGGAAAUCCCCUUCUCCGUGCCGCCCUACAUGUCGCUGCUGGCCAGGAGUGUGGCCACGCUGGAGGGCAUUGCGUUGGCGGGCGACCCCCAGUACGCCAUGGUGGCACAGGCCUACCCCUUUGUGGCUCGCAAGGUCCUCCGCAACGACUCCUCCUCCGCCUCGGCGCUGCUGCGAGACCUGCUGCUGAUCAGGGACGCGGCGGGAGCGGGCGGCGGCGCGGCGGACGCAGAGGGCGGCCGCCCGCUGGCGGCUCGGCGGUUGGCGGCGCUGCUGAACGCGGCGUUGGGCUACGUGGCUGACAGCAGCGGCGGCUUCGUGGACUUUGACGCGCUGCCGGACGAGGGAGCCAGCGUGCAGGAGAUCGCGUCCUUCCUGCUGUCGCCUGAGGCGCGCGAGCUGCGGCCGCUGCUGGUGGGCUGGGUGAGCGGCGGUCUGGACCUGCUGCUGCGAGACCGCCUGCGCAAGGCCUACAAGAGAGAGGGCGUGUUUGGGUUGAGGAGUGCGUUUUGAGGGGUGGAGGUGAGGGUGGGAUGUAGGGUGGGUAUUGUCGCCUUUGG